Ylistrum balloti is the source of this 2175-nucleotide messenger RNA. RefSeq lists its product as uncharacterized. Lineage: Eukaryota; Metazoa; Mollusca; Bivalvia; Pectinida; Pectinidae. The record is from RefSeq and is a predicted model, not a curated record. The transcript has a single exon. The coding region runs from base 1 to 2175 and encodes 724 amino acids. Gene Ontology annotation, cellular component: membrane. Gene Ontology annotation, molecular function: UDP-glycosyltransferase activity; hexosyltransferase activity.
AUGACAACACUACAAAUUUGUGCUGUAAAACGAAAAGGGAUCAUUCGCGUUUUAGUUGGACUUGUCAUGUUUACAACACUAAGUGUGAUCUUAGAGCUAUCUAUUGCUGACUGGAGGUACGACAUCGUAGCAAACGGGAACCCAGAACCUCCGCCGGACAUUCUCGUAAUCGAUGUUGUACCAACCGUCCAGCCCGUUAAAAAGAAGAAGAUAGAAUACCGAUCGUAUGAAAAAGACUUCUCUUAUCCAUCUUUUAUCAACCUCGCCGCUAUGGUUGAUGAGGCUAUUAAGAGAAACUUAUCAUAUGUGCAGAAUCCCCCGAUCAACUACCAUCCAUACAAGUACAUUAAUGUUCCUGCCACCUGUCGACUACCGAUAAGUGAUGAUUCUGUAAAACGGAUUCUCGUUAUUGUGAAAUCUUUUGUAGGUAAUGUGGAGAUGCGUGUGGCUGUGCGGUCGCUUUGGGAGAAAAUUAAAGACCCUUAUAUGGCGCUUGUUUUUAUGCUGGGCGAAUAUCCGAAGGACAAUGGCGGCAGACGCUGGCCUAUAGACAGAGAAAACAGAAUCUACAAAGACCUCAUACAGGAGAACUUUGUUGAUUCGUAUUUCAACAACACAAUCAAGACUGUCAUGGGAUUUAACUGGGCAGUAAAACACUGUCCUCAAGCAGAUAUUCUCUUCUUUCACGACGACGACUAUCACGUGAAAUACACUAAUAUUUCCAUUCAUAUAAGGGAAGUGUUAUCUGCUAAUAAAACAAACAUUUACAGUGGGAGUUUGGCUGUAAAAGCGAGGCCAUAUCGUAACAGAGGAGAACGAUGGUUUGUUACCGUUCAUCAGUAUCCAUUUGACAUAUUCCCACCUUACAUAGGCGGCGGAGCUUACAUCGUGUCCGCAGACGUGGCGCGAAAAUUUCAAAUGGCGUUUCCACACGUUAAGUAUCUGAAUUUUGAUGAUGUGUAUUUAGGGAUUGUGGCUAGAAAAUUGGAUAUUAAACCCACCAGCGAUAUGCUUCUGGAUACCCUUUUCCCAGGGGCACUCGCCGAGGAAUGUUCCCAUAAAGCGGAUGACUUGUUCAGAGGACAGUGCCCUCUAGCGAGCAAGAAAAGGGCAAUAGCAAACACACCGGAAGUCGUUGAAAACGAUAUGAAUAGCUCUUUAAGUUUAAACGGAAGUGAUAUGUCCUAUUUAUCAUUUGUAGAUGUUUUUUCGUGGCCAUUAGAAACUAAAUUAAAAGCGGCCGUUAACGGAAAGAUAAUUCAUAACCAUAAGAUGAACUUGAGGAACAUUAACUCUCAUCCAUAUUUAUAUACAAGCGAACCAGCGAAAUGUAAAUUUUCCAAAAAAAGUAGGAAUAUCAUUAUAUUUGUGAAAUCUUACGUUAAAAACAUAGAACAAAGGUCAGUGAUACGGAAGAUGUGGAACGAAUCUCUGCAAGCUCAUCCAGCAUCCCUUAAGCUGGUUUUUCUUCUCGGUCAGGGCAUCUAUCCGGAAGACAGGUCUCGUGUCGAAAUGGAAGCUGACAAGCAUUCAGAUAUUUUACAGGAAGAUUUCAUCGAACACUACAGAAAUAAUACAAUCAAAUUUAUCAUGGCGCUGAAUUGGUUGAUGACAAAUAAAGCAUGCUCUCAGACAAAACUGUUACUUUUCCUCGAUGAUGACUAUUUUGUGCACCAGAAAGAAUUAUUAUCAUACUUAAACGAUCUAUCCGAUCUUAGUAAUAUUUUCAUGGGAAAAGUUAUGAAAAAGCAAGUUCCUUGUCGACUUCAAUACGACAACAGAAAUUUGUUAUAUAAACAGUAUCCAUUUGAUGCCUUUCCUCCCUAUAUCAAAGGUGGUGCCAUUUUACUGUCGUACGACGUGGCUCAAAAGUUCCAACUGUCCUUUCCCUUUGUGAAAUACCUUCCUCUGGAUGACGUGUACCUGGGUAUCGUGUCUUGGAAGUUAGAUGUGAACCCAAAACAUAGCCCAAUUUUUGACACGUCUCGUCGUUCUGCUUUAGUAUACGAAUGUUCACAUGUUGCCACACGACUAAUUAAAGGAAUAUGUCCUCUACGUGCACAAAUCACUAAGAAAACUGUCCCAAAAAUUAUCAGACGAAAAGAAGGAUUUUUUUCACGAUUGAUGAAAUUGCCUCAGAUUUUAAAGUCAUUAUUUCAAGGUUCAUCAAUAUAG